Aquila chrysaetos chrysaetos is the source of this 2553-nucleotide messenger RNA. It is a transcript of the gene TIMP2, whose product is annotated as TIMP metallopeptidase inhibitor 2. NCBI's taxonomy places the organism in Eukaryota, Metazoa, Chordata, Aves, Accipitriformes, Accipitridae. Gene Ontology annotation, biological process: negative regulation of endopeptidase activity; negative regulation of membrane protein ectodomain proteolysis. Gene Ontology annotation, molecular function: metalloendopeptidase inhibitor activity; protease binding. The record is from RefSeq and is a predicted model, not a curated record. Gene Ontology annotation, cellular component: extracellular matrix.
GCCGGGCCGGGCCGGGCCGGGGGAGGCGAGCGCGGCGCGGAGCCGCAUCCUGCGGAGGGGCGGGAGCAGCCGGGCUGGCCCCGCGCCACGCAGAGGAGGAGCAGCAAAUCCCCGGAGCACAUUAAAAAGCGAGGCUGAGCGGCAGCCGGGGAAGGAAGAAAACACCUCCAUAGAAGGCAGCGGAGGAGCGGCCGCAGCAGCGCCCGCAACGCCGCGCAGGGGCCGCGGCUGCCGGACCCAAACUUUCCGGCGGCGGCUCGGCCGGGCCCGGCGGUGGAUGCGGCUUUCUCGGCCGGGUCGCUGAGCCUGCAGCCCCGCCGCAAGAUGCCCGCCGCGCUGCCCAGCCUGCUGGCCUGGCUGGCGGUGCUGCUGCUCGGCAGGGCCCGCCCGGCCGACGCCUGCAGCUGCUCGCCCAUCCACCCGCAACAGGCCUUCUGCAACGCGGACGUAGUGAUCCGAGCAAAGGCCGUCUCUGCGAAAGAGGUGGAUUCGGGGAACGAUAUAUACGGGAAUCCGAUCAAACGAAUCCAGUAUGAAAUCAAGCAGAUCAAGAUGUUUAAGGGCCCUGACAAGGACAUAGAGUUCAUCUACACGGCUCCGUCCACCGCCGUGUGCGGCCGGCUGCUGGACACCGGCGGGAAGAAGGAGUAUCUCAUUGCAGGCAAGUCAGAGGGCAACGGCAAGAUGCACAUCACGCUCUGCGACUUGGUGUCCACCUGGGACUCGCUGAGCCCGACCCAGAAGAAGAGCCUAAACCAGCGGUACCAGAUGGGCUGCGAGUGCAAGAUCUCGCGCUGCCUCUCCAUCCCCUGCUUCGUCUCCUCCUCGGACGAGUGUCUCUGGACAGACUGGGCGAUGGAGAAGAACAACGUGGACGGGCGGCAGGCGAAGCACUACGCUUGCAUCAAGAGGAGCGACGGCUCAUGCGCCUGGUACCGCGGCAUGGCCCCCCCCAAGCAAGAGUUUCUCGACAUCGAGGACCCCUAAGCCAAACGAGCGCAUUCCAGUAGCCAGUAGAAAAAAAACCUGCGAGAUGUUAGACUGGUCCACGCUGAUAUCAAUUCCUGGAGACAGCAUGAAAAUCCGCUCGGCCGUGGGGGUCCCCGGGCUGCGGCGGCUGCCACGCGCGUGCAGGGGGCAGGGACGGGGACCCGCUCUGUCGCAGGCACCCGGCAGCCUGUGGCUGCACUGGGCGCUCCCGCACUCGUGGCAGGGCUGAGCGGGGCGCGGGGGGACCCCCCCCUUGCCGGGGCCGUGUCCCUGCCUGGCCACACUCAGCCCUGGCGCCCUGGCAGCUGUGAAGGAAUCGAACCCACUUGAGUGGCGGGAGCUGCCCCGUCUGCGUAGCAGGUCUACCAGUGCCCCCGCCGUGGGGGAGCCACCCCAGCAGCUCUUGCCAGGCAGCCCUUCCCACCGCAGCAUCCCCGGCCGCCCUCCAGCACCGGGGACCCUGCUGUCCCCCUCCCCACCCACUGACCGUCCCUCCCUUCGGGGUGCAGGAAGGGUACAGCCCUCCAGGCAGAGGUUUGGGGAGGCUUUACCAUGUGGCAGAGCCCCCGGCUGUGCGCGAGGGGCUACGGGCCUUUCGCGGGGCCGGACGGCUCCUGCACAGGUGCCUUGUCCCGAAAAGCCAGAGGGGCACAUUAGCAUGGCUGGGGUGACCCCCCUGCAUGCACCCAGGCACUGCUGUCCCUCUCCUCCACAUGCUCCUCUCCCCACGGGGACACGGAGGUAAGCACGGGGUUCACCGCCUUCCCCAGCAUCACGGGGGGGGGGGUCCAUUCCCACUGCAACCUCCUGCACGGGUGGAGAGCUGCAGCCAGACUCUUCUGCAGCUGCUGCUGUUGGACGGGCUUAGACCCCCCAGCCUUUGCAGGCCGGCGGGCAGCAGGGCUCGGCAGGGAGUUCCCCCUCCGUAGGGCACCAGAGGCAGGAGCUCCGGUUGCACGGGUGCAGGGUGUUUAUCAUCGCCUCGUGCAGCUGUUGGCCGAGCCGUGUCAUAGCCUUCGGCAGCGCUGCGGCAUUGCGGCCGGCCGAGCUCCCUCCUCUGCGGCGGCGGGGAUGGGGCCCGGCAGGCGGCCGGGCGCAGGCGGCAACGCAGCCGCAGGAAAACCCGUCCUCUCCGGUGAACCCUCCCACACACCUCGGGUCCCGCUUUCUCUGAGCCAUUCCCACAUUGCAGCGGCGCCGGCGCGUGCCGCGAAGCUGCCCGUCGGCAUCACGGGCGGCACCGGCACGUGUGCCCCGCCGCCGCUUACCGCAGCUUUGGGAGCGUGCCGGGAAUAAUCCCCGCAGCCCUGCUCCCGGGGGCGUUUUCAUGCUGUGCGUCCCUGUAAGGUUUAAGAUGUCGUACUGGACCAGUCUGGGCAAUUUCAACAUAUUAAAGAGAAAAAUUAAAAAGAAAGAAAAAGAAAAAAAAAACCCCAACCUCUAAUCAAUCCCAUAUACGACUCCCGUUCGCUUACUGUAUGGUUAUAUCAUAUGUGCCAUUUACUCCUGUCUCUGCUGGUAGUCUAUCUUUGAGUUUAAUACUUCCACUUGUUUGCCACCGCC